This is a messenger RNA of Triplophysa rosa, 6897 nucleotides long. RefSeq names its product SWI/SNF related, matrix associated, actin dependent regulator of chromatin, subfamily a, member 4a (gene smarca4a). Bases 173 to 5032 code for a protein of 1619 amino acids. Gene Ontology annotation, molecular function: ATP binding; histone binding; DNA binding. Gene Ontology annotation, biological process: positive regulation of transcription by RNA polymerase II. Lineage: Eukaryota; Metazoa; Chordata; Actinopteri; Cypriniformes; Nemacheilidae. Gene Ontology annotation, cellular component: nucleus. The transcript is spliced from 34 exons. The record is from RefSeq and is a predicted model, not a curated record.
CCGACGGGAGGGGGAACCGAGAGGGAGAAAAAAAAGGAACUGGCUGAGCAACCCUUUGUUUCUAGAUUUGCCGACGAGAACGGAGAAGAGACCGGCGCAAAUUUACAUUCUGCUUUCUUAAAAUACAACAAGACAACACUUUUCUUCCUCUCACGUCCUCCGGCUUUGAAAGAUGUCCACCCCUGACCCACCUAUGGGCGGGACGCCUCGGCCGGGCCCUUCCCCAGGCCCUGGGCCAUCUCCAGGAGCUAUGUUAGCACCGUCACCUGGCUCUGCCCACGGGAUGAUGGGCCCCAGCCCUGGUCCCCCCUCCUCAGGUCAUCCUCUACCUCCGCAGGGCCCCUCAGGUUACCCUCAGGAUGGCAUGCACCCACUGCACAAGCCGAUGGAAGGCAUGCAUGAGAAAGGCAUUCCUGAAGAUCAGCGUUACGCUCAAAUGAAGGGUAUGGGCAUGAGACAUGGUGGGCACAGUGGCAUGGGACCACCACCCAGCCCUAUGGACCAACAUUCCCAAGGUUACCCCUCUCCUCUGGGAGGAUCUGAUCACGCCCCAAGUCCGGUGCCUGCCAACGGUCCUCCCUCUGGUCCCAUGAUGCCAUCCGGCCCUGGCGCUUUACCCAUGGAGGGUGGUGACCCACAGGCCAUGAGUCAGAACCGAAGCGUAGGUGCGGGUGUAGCGGGACCCAGUGCGGGACCUCCCAUCGCAGGAGGACCUGGUGUUGCUGGGGGAGCCACACCUUUUAACCAGAACCAACUCCACCAACUUCGGGCUCAGAUCAUGGCUUAUAAGAUGCUUGCGCGUGGGCAGCCUCUUCCCGAUCAUUUGCAGAUGGCAGUACAGGGGAAAAGACCGAUGCCGGGUAUGCAACAGGGAAUGCCCAACAUGCCCCCUGGCUCAGGACAAGGAGCAGGCCCUCCUGGACCGGGUGGCCCAGGACCUGGGGGUCCCAAUUAUAAUCGACCACAUGGAAUGGUCGGACCAAACAUGCCUCCUCCGGGACCCUCAGGGGUUCCCCCUGGCCUGCAGGGACAACCUCCUAAUGGACCACCUAAAUCAUGGCCUGAAGGGCCCAUGGUGAGCGCUGCUGCUCCUGCCAGUGGCCCACAAAAGCUGAUACCUCCACAGCCCACUGGCCGCCCCUCUCCAGUGCCACCUUCAGUUCCACCCGCUGCCUCGCCCGUCAUGCCCCCUCAAACCCAGUCUCCAGGGCAACCGCCCCAGCCGCCUCCUAUGGUGCUGCAUCAGAAACAGAACCGCAUCACGCCCAUCCAGAAACCCCGUGGCCUUGAUCCGGUGGAGAUCCUUCAAGAAAGAGAGUACAGGCUACAGGCUCGUAUUGCACAUCGCAUUCAGGACCUGGAGAACCUUCCGGGUUCUCUAGCUGGAGACUUGAGGACCAAAGCUAACAUUGAGCUGAAGGCACUGAGGCUCCUGAACUUUCAAAGACAGCUUCGUCAGGAAGUGGUGGUGUGCAUGAGACGUGACACGGCCCUCGAAACGGCGCUGAACGGCAAGGCCUACAAACGCAGCAAGAGACAGUCCCUCCGUGAGGCUCGUAUCACUGAGAAACUAGAGAAACAGCAGAAGAUCGAGCAGGAACGCAAGCGCAGACAGAAACACCAGGAGUAUCUCAACAGCAUCCUGCAGCACGCAAAGGACUUCAAGGAAUACCAUCGCUCCAUCACCGGAAAGAUGCAGAAGUUGACCAAAGCUGUGGCCACGUACCACGCCAACACUGAGAGGGAGCAGAAGAAGGAGAACGAGAGGAUCGAGAAGGAGAGAAUGAGGCGCCUGAUGGCUGAGGAUGAGGAGGGUUACAGGAAGUUGAUCGACCAGAAGAAGGACAAACGUCUGGCCUACUUGCUGCAGCAGACAGAUGAGUACGUGGCCAACCUCACCGAGCUCGUGCGUGCCCACAAAGCCGUGCAGGCCCUCAAGGACAAGAAGAAGAAGAAGAAAAAGAAGAAGUCUGAGGUUGUGGAGGGCGGAGCUCCCGCUUUGGGUCCAGAUGGAGAGCCUCUGGACGAGACCAGUCAAAUGAGCGAUCUGCCCGUGAAGUUGAUUCACGUGAAUAGCGGAAAGGUCCUGACCGGCAUGGAUGCUCCUAAAGCCGGACAACUGGAUGCUUGGCUGGAGAUGAAUCCAGGGUACGAGGUGGCCCCACGGUCAGACAGUGAAGAUAGUGGCUCAGAGGAGGAAGAGGAUGAAGAGGAUGAACAGCAUCAGCCUUCUCAGACCUCAGAUGAGAAAAAGAAGAUCCCAGAUCCAGACAGCGAAGAUGUGUGCUGCGAAGAUGUCCGUCACAUCAUCGAUGACGCCAAGCAGGAUGUCGAUGAUGAAUACGGUAGCGCGGCCUUCGCUCGCGGCCUGCAGUCAUACUACGCCGUGGCUCACGCAGUCACUGAGAAGGUGGAUAGACAGUCGCCCCUGCUGGUGAACGGAAUACUCAAACAGUACCAGAUCAAAGGCUUGGAGUGGCUGGUGUCUCUGUAUAAUAAUAACUUGAAUGGAAUUCUGGCUGAUGAAAUGGGUUUGGGGAAAACCAUCCAGACCAUCGCGCUCAUCACCUACCUCAUGGAGAACAAGCGAGUCAACGGGCCCUUCCUCAUUAUCGUUCCUCUCUCCACUCUGUCCAACUGGGUGUACGAGUUUGAUAAAUGGGCUCCGUCUGUGGUGAAAAUUUCUUACAAGGGCUCUCCAGCUGCUCGCCGAGCGUUCUUGCCCAUUUUGCGUAACGGCAAGUUUAAUGUGCUGAUCACUACUUACGAAUAUAUCAUCAAAGACAAGCAAGUGCUAGCCAAGCUGCGUUGGAAGUACAUGAUCGUGGACGAGGGGCAUCGUAUGAAGAACCAUCAUUGCAAACUGACUCAGGUGUUAAACACGCACUAUCUGGCGCCGCGGCGUGUACUGCUCACCGGCACGCCGCUGCAGAACAAGCUGCCCGAGCUCUGGGCGCUGCUCAACUUCCUGCUGCCCACCAUCUUCAAGAGCUGCAGCACCUUUGAGCAGUGGUUCAACGCUCCGUUCGCCAUGACUGGAGAGAAGGUGGACCUGAACGAGGAAGAGACCAUUCUGAUUAUCCGACGUCUGCACAAAGUGCUGCGCCCCUUCCUGCUCAGGAGGCUGAAGAAGGAAGUGGAGGCCCAGCUGCCUGAGAAGGUGGAGUAUGUGAUCAAAUGUGACAUGUCGGCCCUGCAGAGAGUUCUGUAUAGACACAUGCAGGCUAAAGGAGUGCUGCUCACCGACGGAUCAGAGAAGGACAAGAAGGGUAAAGGAGGCACGAAGACUCUGAUGAACACCAUUAUGCAGCUGAGGAAGAUCUGUAACCACCCUUACAUGUUCCAACACAUCGAGGAAUCCUUCUCGGAACACCUUGGGUUCAGCGGGGGCAUUGUUCAGGGAGCUGAUCUGUACCGGGCCUCUGGUAAAUUUGAGCUGCUGGACCGUAUCCUGCCCAAACUCCGAGCCACCAACCACAAAGUGCUGCUCUUCUGUCAGAUGACCACUCUCAUGACCAUCAUGGAAGACUACUUCUCCUUCCGCAACUUCAAGUACCUGCGCUUGGACGGAACCACUAAAGCUGAAGAUCGCGGCACGUUGCUGAAGAACUUUAAUGAUCCAUCCUAUCAGUACUUCAUUUUCUUGCUGAGCACCAGAGCGGGAGGUUUGGGUUUGAACCUGCAGACUGCCGACACCGUUAUCAUCUUUGACAGUGACUGGAACCCUCACCAGGAUCUGCAGGCUCAAGAUCGAGCCCAUCGCAUCGGGCAGCAGAACGAGGUGCGUGUGCUGCGUCUCUGUACCGUGAACAGCGUGGAGGAGAAGAUCUUGGCCGCUGCCAAAUACAAACUCAACGUGGACCAAAAGGUCAUCCAGGCCGGUAUGUUUGACCAGAAGUCCUCCAGCCAUGAGCGCAGAGCUUUCCUGCAGGCCAUCCUGGAGCACGAGGAGCAGGAUGAGGAGGAAGAUGAGGUGCCUGAUGAUGAGACCGUGAACCAGAUGAUCGCCAGAAGCGAGGAAGAGUUCGAUCACUUCAUGCGCAUGGAUCUAGACCGUCGCCGCGAAGAAGCUCGCAACCCGAAGCGCAGACCCAGACUGAUGGAGGAGGAUGAGCUGCCCACGUGGAUCAUGAAGGACGAUGCAGAAGUGGAAAGGCUGACCUGCGAGGAAGAGGAGGAGAAGAUGUUCGGCCGUGGCUCCCGUCAGAGGAAGGAAGUGGACUACAGCGACUCGCUCACAGAGAAGCAAUGGCUAAAGGCUAUCGAGGAAGGAACCCUUGAUGAAAUUGAGGAGGAAGUGCGCCACAAAAAGACAACCCGGAAGAGGAAGCGCGACCGUGACCUUGACCUUCCAGGGCCGGCCACGCCCAGCUCCAGUGGGCGGAGCAGAGAUAAAGAUGAUGAUACUAAGAAGCAAAAGAAACGUGGCCGUCCUCCUGCUGAAAAACUUUCGCCCAACCCUCUGGCACUCACCAAGAAGAUGAAGAAGACCGUGGAUGCCGUAAUCAAAUACAAAGACGGUAACGGAAGGCAACUGAGUGAAGUGUUUAUUCAGCUUCCCUCUCGCAAAGAGCUGCCCGAAUAUUACGAGCUCAUCCGCAAACCUGUGGACUUCAGGAAGAUCAAGGAGCGUAUAAGGAGCCACAAGUACCGCGGUCUAAAUGACCUGGAGAAGGACGUCAUGCUUCUGUGCCAGAACGCUCAGACCUUCAACCUAGAGGGAUCGCUGAUCUACGAGGACUCCAUCGUGCUGCAGUCCGUGUUUACCAGCGUGCGACAGAAGAUCGAGAAAGAGGAAGAGAGCGAGGGAGAGGACAGUGAGGAGGAAGAGGACGAGCUUGAUGAGGGAUCCGAGUCGGAAUCUCGUUCGGUGAAGGUGAAGAUUAAGCUGAGUCGAAAGGAAAAGGUGGAGAGAGGGAAAGGCAGGCGACGAACCGGCCGGAGCUCACGCCCUAAACCUGUCGUCAGUGACGAUGACACUGAGGAGGAUCAAGAAGAGGAGCAUUCAGCUAGCGGCAGCGACGAUGAUUAAAGCUCCCAAUGGACCAAUCAUAUCUCUUGCCCACUUCUGCUGCCGCCAGUACAACGUUGACGUAAAACUCUACAGACCAACUCCUGACGGCCAUUCCUGAAGGGCCUAGUUUUCUCUAGAUGAGCGACUUUUUAGAGCGGAAUUACACGAAACCAUUCAAUCAGAAUUAAAUAUAAAAACCAACAAAAAUCUUUCACUUGCAUAUUUAAGCAGACGAUCUUCAUUUAUGUAUAGUAAGACAGUUUAAGUAUCGAGCGGUUUUGUUUUUCCAUAUUUGUUGUUUUUAUUAUUUGUCUCACUAAAGUGACAUAAGAUGGACAGAUAUCCGAGUGGCCGUGAACCGUAAGAGGGGUUCAUGUUUAUAUGUCCUCCUUAUUGUUUUUAGCAGUGUGAAAGUCCCCACCUCACCCCAGAGCCCAGAAUGCAUGUUUGCCGGUUUCUUCUCGUUCAGUUUUUCUCUUGCUCUUGUUUAAAUUAAAAGGGGGAUUAAGGUACUUGUACUAGAUUUACUGUCAGGAGAGAUGGGGGACAAUAGGCUGUAGGAUUCUGUAUUGUGUCAGUGUCACUGGAAUUCCAAAAUGCACAAUAAAGACAUCUCAGAAAUACAGUGUGGUUGAGUGUUUUUGGACGGGUGUGCAGGAUUGUGUUCUAGUGUUAAAAUGAUAGUUCACCCAAAAGUUAAAAUUCUGUCAUCAUUGACUCACCCUUUUGUCAUUUCAAACCUUUAUGACUUUGUUUCUUAUGCAGAACACAAAAGAAGAUAUUUUCAAGAAUGUUGUUAAACGGCCCCCAUUCACUUGCAUUGGUUUUGUGUCCUUACAAUAGAAGUAAAGGGGUGCCGGUUAACAACGUUUUUCAAAAUAUAAUUUGAAAGAAAGUCACACGGGUUUGAAAUGACAAGAGGGUGAACAGAAUUUUCAUUUUGGGGUGUCUAGUCUACACACGUCUAGUGUACAUCUAUCCAAAAUAACACCAUAAGCGUACAGUAUCGCUCGUGUCUGUCACACAAAAAAGUUACACCCUCAAUUGAAAUAGGCGAUGGUAUGCAGAAGUCUUAUCUUUGAACACCAAGUGGUGCUGUCGUCCAAAAGUAAAAAAGAUUUAAAGCAGUUGCAUAGAAUACAAGAGCCUUGCUCACUAAGUCAGUUGUAGCUUUGGAAAAUAAUACACCGAAAGACUUGCUUUGGUGUCUGUGGGGUUUGUUUGGCUAAAUGUGCUUUGUUUCGUUGGGUCUUGAUGCAAAUCAGAAGUUCAGGCAAGCUCAACCAUCUCCGACCAUUUUUCUCUAUAUCCUUGAAUUAAAGGUAAAUUCUCAAGAGAAAAUCAUGUUGUAUAGUUUUUAUACUAAGGGUGCAUGGUUAAAUCAGUUUAGCCUUUCGAAAAAUAAGUUAUCCAAGAUGCAUGCGUUUCCCUUAUAUAAAUGAUAUACUUUGCCCUAUUUUUGUAUUUACUCACUUAUAAACAAAAAAACUGGAGACAUAGUGAUCUAACAGGAUCUUGGUUUCUAAAAAAACAUUUCAUACAUUCAUGUAAUGUGGACCGUUUAUGUGCAUUUCUGUAUUGAAACCUCAGUUUUUAAUUGCAUUGUGCUGUUGUUGUUUUCACAGUUUCAAAUGACACUUCUCACAGAGUUUUAUUGUUCAAUUUCCUAUAUCUUGGUAAUACUGUUUUAAUGACUGAUUCCCCUCAAGUGUUUUAUCUGGUAAAGGUUUAUUUUGUAAAAUAAUAAUGUGAUCGUUGCUGUAGUACAAGCUCUAAACAUUAUAUAUAAAUUAUUCACACCCUUAAAAUACUGUAACGUGUUUCGCUUUGACACACCUUCAUCUCUCCUGAUAUAUUAAAGAUGUUUGUUUAGUUAUUAGACU